Aegilops tauschii subsp. strangulata is the source of this 1789-nucleotide messenger RNA. RefSeq lists its product as uncharacterized. Lineage: Eukaryota; Viridiplantae; Streptophyta; Magnoliopsida; Poales; Poaceae. Gene Ontology annotation, biological process: translation. Gene Ontology annotation, molecular function: structural constituent of ribosome; RNA binding. Gene Ontology annotation, cellular component: ribosome; cytosolic small ribosomal subunit. The record is from RefSeq and is a predicted model, not a curated record.
CUAAAACCCUAGUGUACCACUCCACGAAUGGUUGCCGCCCACCUCCGCGCACCACCAUGCUGCUCCGCCGCCUCCUCCACCCCUCCCACCACCUCCGGCGCGGCCUCCAGACCCUAACCACGACCACCAACGCCGCCGCUGCCCCCCCGACACCGCAUCCUCUCUCCGCCCCUCUCCCAUUUCGCCGCCUCCCCGCCCGCCUCCUCUCGCCGCGGCUGCUCUCCACCUCCGGCGGCGACGACGACACCCGAAGACCCUGGGCCUUCACGCAGGACUCCGGAGAUCCGGACCCCUUCGCCGAUGUGGACCCCGCCGCCGCCGUCCCCGGCGAAGCGCCGCUAGGAUCGAGCGCCGUCGUCGAGGGCCCGUGGUCGAAGGACUUCCGCGCGGAGGACAGCGACAAGGCCGACGUGUUCGAGGAGAUCUACAAGGAUGCGGCCGCGGCAGCGCCUGCCGUGAGGAAGGCGGCCCCGGCCGAGCCGUGGACGUGGGAUUUGGAGGGUGAGAAAGACGACCCGUUCGCCGCGAGAAAGGAUGCGGCCGCGGCAGCGCCUACCGCGAGAAAGGCGGCCCCGGCCGAGCCGUGGACGUGGGAUUUGGAGGACGAGAAAGACGAUCCCUUCGCCGCGGCUGUGCUUGAUGUGGGGCUAGAGGGGAUCGCGGAUGAGGGUGCUCAGAUCGAGGAGCUUGUUGAUAGGAAAGAAGAAGAUGCGGAGCGCCAGCGGCAGGAGGACAAGGCGAGGGAGCAGCAGCUGAUGGAGACUCUCAAAGGUCCUGAUCGUGCAUUUGGGGAUCUAAUUUCUGCCUCUGGGAUUACGGAGGAGAUGAUUGACAGUUUGAUCCUCUUGAAGGAUGCCAGGGGAAUACCAGGAUUGCCUCCUCUGAGUGAAAUACAAGAUAGAGCUAUCCAGAAAAUGAAUGCAACAUCAAGCAGGGCAGAAGUAGAACGCCAAAUGCAAGAGGAAAUUGCCAAGGCACGUGUGAGACAAGUUGAUGAGAAAGGAAGGGCUUAUGGUACAGGUAAAAGGAAGUGCAGCAUUGCCCGUGUUUGGAUUCAGCCUGGUGAUGGCAAGUUUGUUGUCAAUGACAAGCAGUUUGAUGCUUACUUCCCAAUUCUGGAUCAUCGAGCUGAUCUUCUCCGGCCAUUUACUGUGACCAAGACGUUGGGGCUUUGGGAUGUAGCUUGUACUGUGAAAGGUGGUGGUGUUUCAGGUCAAGUUGGAGCUGUGCGCCUAGGGAUCAGCAGAGCCUUACAGAAUUGGGAACCAGGACUACGCCCAUAUCUCAAAGCAGCUGGAUAUUUAACCAGAGAUUCGCGUGUGGUCGAAAGGAAGAAGCCUGGAAAGGCAAAGGCAAGGAAGAGCUUCCAAUGGGUCAAGCGUUAACAGGUCUACGUGCAAAAUUAGCGUGCCUCUGGUGGCAGGUCCUCUGCUCUUUGUUGUGGAUUUUGUAGCGAGCACAGAUCUGUAUUUGCACUGGAUGUGCUGUCACUUCGGCGGAAGGCCCUUCCAAGCUUUGUACUCGGAUAUUCCAGUUUGCAUCGGUCAUGGAGUUCCUGAGACACCAAAAAUUAUGUUUUUUUUUAAUGCUGUUGAUCAGGAAAAAUGUCAUUUUGACCCAAGAUGCAGAAGAUACUUAGUCAUGAGCUGUUGCCUCCGAAUAAAACCGGGCUGCCAACAAUGUUCAGCUUACAAUGUUCCUUUUCUCCUUUCAGUUUCUUAUAGUGGGAUGACAUGGCUGUAUGUCAAAUUAACGCAGCCGUUUUAUUGAUAGCUAGUUCCAUGCUGUA